Messenger RNA from Pecten maximus, 5793 nucleotides. RefSeq names its product sodium-coupled monocarboxylate transporter 2-like. Gene Ontology annotation, biological process: transmembrane transport; sodium ion transport. The record is from RefSeq and is a predicted model, not a curated record. Gene Ontology annotation, molecular function: symporter activity. Bases 389 to 2329 code for a protein of 646 amino acids. The transcript has 16 exons. Gene Ontology annotation, cellular component: membrane. Lineage: Eukaryota; Metazoa; Mollusca; Bivalvia; Pectinida; Pectinidae.
AAGGAUCCAGACUAGAGAUGUUACUCCGCCCCUCAAUGAUUUCAUCAAUGGAGACGCACAAAGCCACACCGCAGUCAUCGUUCUUAAAAGGGAGAUUUCAUCAAAAUUGACAGGAAAAUUUAUUGUUUGGGUUAAGAUUGCUUUGACGCAUACGUUGAGAAAUGGCGGUACAUCUUUGUCAUCUGAUAUAAGAAUAGACAUAAGAAGUAUAUAGUGUAGCUGGUUUGUGACAUUUUCUGUAGACAGAAGCUGCACACGCGGACAAGAGUUUGAAGAGACGAGACCAGGAACAAAGUAUUACGUGGUGAGCGUAAACACCAUCCUGUUUUGACGAAAACACGUCUGAACUCUUAGUGGCUGUGAGUGGAGACUAAAAGAUUUAACCAUAAUGCGACAGUACAGUUUCCAGACGGGCGUGCGGAACACCUUCCAUAUUGUGGACUACGUCUUGUUUGGUGCCUUGCUGGUAAUUUGUGCAGGAAUCGGGUUAUUUUAUGCCAUUAAAGACCGGAAACGAGGAAACACGAAAGAGUACCUGUUGGCGGGAGGGAACAUGAGUGCCAUUCCCGUGGCAUUGUCCCUCCUGGCGAGUUUCAUGUCGGCCAUCACGUUGCUAGGGACGCCAGCCGAGAUGUACAAUUAUACGACUAUAUACUGGUGGAUAGGACUGGGCUACUUCUUCACCAUAGCACUUGCCUCUCAUAUCUAUAUCCCGGUGUUCUUUAGACUCAGAAUCACUAGUUCAUAUGAGUAUCUUGGUAUUCGGUUCGGCCUGGCGACACGAACUAUCGCCUCUAUCAUCUACGUCAUACAAAUGGUUCUGUAUAUGUCUAUUGUACUGUACGCACCGUCUCUGGCCAUCAAUGCAGUGACCGAUUUCAGCUUGUGGGGCGCCGUCUGGGCCGUUGGGCUCGUCUGUAUCUUCUACACAACAUUGGGUGGUAUGAAGGCGGUGCUAUGGACUGACACGUUCCAGGUCACAAUGAUGGUUGCAGGUCUGCUUGCUGUCCUCAUCCAAGGUUCCAUCGAAGUAGGGGGAUUCAGUAAGGCAUGGGAGAUAUCUCGUGCUAGCGGAAGGAUUUGGUUUACAGACUUUGAUCCGGACCCGAUUGUGCGACACAGUUUCUGGACAUGUGUAUUCGGGGGCGCCUUCACGUGGUUGUCUGUAUAUGGCGCCAACCAGGCGCAGAUUCAGCGCGCCAUCACCUGCCCGACUGUGAGGAAGGCACAGUACGCCUACUGGUUUAAUUUCCCUGGCCUGUGUGUGAUACUUAUCCUUUGCGCUCUCAUAGGAACUGUUAUAUACGCUUUCUACGAAACCUGUGAUCCUAAGUCCUUCGGACUCAUCAGUGCUUCAGAUCAGUUACUCCCCCUGUUUGUGAUGGACGUGCUCGGCCACAUGCCCGGUAUACCAGGACUGUUCGUCUCCUGUCUCUUCAGUGGCGCACUCAGCACCCUCUCUUCGGGUUUGAAUUCUAUAGCUGCUGUCAUACUUGAGGAUUGUGUCAAAAUUUUCUGUUUUAAAGAAAUGUCAGAGCUUAAAGCUACGUUCGCUUCGAAGUUUCUUGCCGUCCUGUUCGGGUUUAUUUGUAUCGGAUUAACCUAUGUAGCGUCACUCCUGGGAGGUGUGUUACAGGCAGCACUUGCGCUCUUUGGUGUGAUUGGAGGACCGUUAUUAGGGGUGUUUACACUCGGAAUGCUGUUUCCCUGGGCCAAUCAGAAGGGAGCCAUCACAGGAAUGGUCACUAGUCUGGCAUUCAUGUUAUGGAUCAGUAUUGGUUAUCAGGUCUACAAACCCAAAGUGGCCACUUUCUCGGUGACUAACGUGACAGGAUGUAACUGGAACCUCACCACCACUCCAGCCAGCGUCACUUCCGCUAUUGUCACCACAACAAUCUCGGGCGUUGCCACAACAACGACACAAGCAGCAGCAGGCAGCAGCACAGACCUGUUGAUGAGGCUGUACUCUCUGUCCUAUCUGUGGUACAGUGCUACCGCCAUGAUUUUCGUCAUCGGUUUGGGUCUUAUCGUCAGCUUUAUGACAGGUCGGACGGAUCCCCAGACCCUCGACCCCAGACUGAUCUGCCCUAUCUUUGAUGUGUUCAUGCCGUUCCUCCCCGAAAAAUUGAGGAGACGUUUGUGGUUCGGUGUCCGACACGACGAGGUUAUUGAUGAGAAGCCUGUCAAUGAUGUGGAACUGACCGUAAACAAAGAUGAAUCCCAACAUCAUAAACCAGGGAUGUACCCAACAGAAAAUGGCGUCAGCAAUCAGGCAUACGUCAUUUCCGGUGAUGAUCAGAAACCACACCAACGUUUUACGCAUCUAUGAUUUUUACUCGAAAAUUCAUUUGUCAACACUAUGGAGAAUUGGAUGAGACGACUCACAAGUUAUAUGAAAUCCACAUGCUUAACAUUAUGUUAUUUAAGAAUAUACUUAGAUUAUUCAAUAUGUUCUGAUGAUAAUCAGGAAACUGUAUGUUAGUGAUGUGCAAAGAUUGUUUACUUUUAUCGUCAGUGUACAUUUUGCACGUGAGCGGUGUUUGUUAGUACUAUAAGGUGCGUAAGUGUUAAUAACGAUACCUGUUCACAGGAUAUUACCCAAAGGUUACUACCAACAGGUUACUACCCACGGGAUACUAUUCACGGGAUACUAUCCAAGGGAUACUACCCACGGGAUACUACCCACGGAUACUAUCCACGGGAUACGACCCACGGGAUACUACCCACGGGAUACUACCCACAGAUACUAUCCACGGGAUACGACCCACGGGAUGCUACCCACGGGAUACUAUCCACGGGAUACUACCCACGGGAUACUACCCACGGGAUACUACCAACGGGAUACUACCCACAGGUUACUAUCCACGGGAUACUACCCACGGUUACUAUCCACGGGAUACGUCCCACGGGAUGCUACCCACGGGAUACUACCCACGGGAUACUACCCACGGGAUACUACCCACGGGAUACUACCCACGGGAUACUACCCAUGGGAUACUACCCACAGGUUACUAUCCACGGGAUACUACCCACAGGUUACUAUCCACGGGAUACUUCCCACGGGAUACUACCCACAGGUUACUAUCCACGGGAUACUUCCCACGGGAUACUUCCCACGGGAUACUAGUCACAGGUUACUACCCACGGGAUACUACCCACGGGAUACUACCCACGGGAUACUACCCACGGGAUACUACCCAUAGGUUACUACCAACAGGCUACUACCCACGGAUACUACCCACAGGUUACUACCAACAGGUUACUACCCACAGGAUACUACCCACAGGUUACUACCCACGGGAUACUACCCACGGGAUACUACCCACGGGAUACUACCCUCGGGAUACUACCCUCGGGAUACUACCCACGGGAUACUACCCACGGGAUACUACCUACGGGAUACUACCCUCGGGAUACUACCCACGGGAUACUACCUACGGUUACUACCCACGGGAUACUACCUACGGGAUACUACCCUCGGGAUACUACCCCACGGGAUACUACCCCCAGGUUACUACCCACGGGAUACUACCUACGGGAUACUACCCUCGGGAUACUACCCACGGGAUACUACCCCCAGGUUACUAUCCACGGGAUACUACCUACAGGAUACUACCCACGGGAUACUAACCACGGGAUACUACCCACGGGAUACUACCCACGGAUACUACCCACGGAUACUACCCACAGGUUACUACCAACAGGUUACUACCCACAGGAUACUACCCACAGGUUACUACCCACGGGAUACUACCAACGGGAUACUACCCACGGGAUACUACCCACGGUUACUAUCCACGGGAUACGUCCCACGGGAUACUACCCACGGGAUACUACCCACGGGAUACUACCCACGGGAUACUACCCACAGGUUACUAUCCACGGGAUACUACCCACAUGUUACUAUCCACGGGAUACUACCCACGGGAUACUACCCACGGAUACUACCCACGGGAUACUACCCACAGGUUACUACCCACGGGAUACUACCCACGGGAUACUACCCACGGGAUACUACCCACAGGAUACUACCCACGGAUACUACCCACAGGUUACUACCAACAGGUUACUACCCACGGGAUACUACCCACAGGUUACUACCCACGGGAUACUACCCACGGGAUACUACCCACGGAUACUACCCACGGGAUACUACCCACGGAUACUACCCACGGAUACUACCCACGGGUUACUACCCACAGGAUACUACCCACGGGAUACUACCCACGGGAUACUACCCACGGGAUACUACCCACGGGAUACUACCCACGGGAUACUACCUACGGGAUACUACCCACGGGAUACUACCCACAGGAUACUACCCACGGAUACUACCCACAGGUUACUACCAACACGUAACUACCCACGGGAUACUACCCACGGGAUACUACCCACAGGUUACUACCCACAGGUUACUACCCACAGGAUACUACCCACGGGAUACUACCCACAGGUUACUACCCACGGGAUACUACCUACGGGAUAUUACCCUCGGGAUACUACCCACAGGAUAUUACUCACAUGAUACUAUUAGGCCAUCGACUUGUUUAAUUAUGAAAUUCGAUACCUUUUACGGAUAUAUCAAAACGAUAUCAAUGACUUUCUAAAACUUUCAAGGCAAAUGUUGAAAUUCAUGAUUUUUUAAUUCAGACAAAUAAUGCUAAUAAAUGCACGCAUGAAAAUCGUGGUUGGAAUGAUGCCAUCCGUUGUGUGAAUUGUCCGUACCAUGGGAACUGACCACAGGUCCCAUACUGCCAGAAUGGUGGGUACCAUGGGAACUGACCACAGGUCCCUUACUGCCAAAAUGGUGGGUACCAUGGGAACUGACCACAGGUCCCUUACUGCCAGAAUGGUGGGUACCAUGGAGGAUAGAGACAUGAGGUGGGUCACUAUGUGGAAGUCGAUGUGACUGACUUUCCCAUUCAUAUAUAGGUCCAUUACUCGAUGUGACUGACUUUCCCAUUCAUAUAAAGGUCCAUUACUCGAUGUGACUGACUUUCCCAUUCAUAUAAAGGUCCAUUACUCGAUGUGACUGACUUUCCCAUUCAUAUAAAGGUCCAUUACUCGAUGUGACUGACUUUCCCAUUCAUAUAAAGGUCCAUUACUCGAUGUGACUGACUUUCCCAUUCAUAUAAAGGUCCAUUACUCGAUGUGACUGACUUUCCCAUUCAUAUAAAUGUCCAUUACUCGAUGUGACUGACUUUCCCAUUCAUAUAAAGGUCCAUUACUCGAUGUGACUGACUUUCCCAUUCAUAUAAAGGUCCAUUACUCGAUGUGACUGACUUUCCCAUUCAUAUAAAGGUCCAUUACUCGAUGUGACUGACUUUCCCAUUCAUAUAAAGGUCCAUUACUCGAUGUGACUGACUUUCCCAUUCAUAUAAAGGUCCAUUACUCGAUGUGACUGACUUUCCCUUUCAUAUAAAGGUCCAUUACUCGAUGAACUCGAAGAUGACGACGUUGGUUUUGAAGACGUACAUGUGGCAUUACGAGAUUUAUUUUCAUUACCUUUCAAACAUUUUUGGUCAUUUUAAGUUGAUAUUGAUCUUUAUUAUUGAAAAUUUGCUUUUGACUACCAUUAACAUGUUGUGUAUUUUAUCAUGUUUUUAUUGCUUUCAAAUUACUUAUGUAAUUAUAAAUGUGCAACAAGAUAUUAAAUUGAAUUGAAAAUUGAACACAACAUUUUCUGAUAAAAAGUGCUUUCGAUAAUGCCAAUAUUAUUUUUAGCACAGGUUUUUAUGUGAUUGAAAAAAAUUCAAGAAAUAAAAUAACAAAUAAAUCAACAUUAGGCCUAUC